Penicillium cinerascens is the source of this 2064-nucleotide messenger RNA. Its product is annotated as tRNA modification protein MTO1. Gene Ontology annotation, cellular component: cytosol. Gene Ontology annotation, molecular function: flavin adenine dinucleotide binding. Gene Ontology annotation, biological process: tRNA methylation; tRNA wobble uridine modification. The record is from RefSeq and is a predicted model, not a curated record. NCBI's taxonomy places the organism in Eukaryota, Fungi, Ascomycota, Eurotiomycetes, Eurotiales, Aspergillaceae. The transcript is spliced from 2 exons. Bases 1 to 2064 code for a protein of 687 amino acids.
AUGGCGUUUCGCGCGAGACCGGUGGCUUUGUUUCGUCGGCGGAUCGGGUCGAGCUGGUUAAUAGGCAGGACCCGUGGACUGGCCACGGUUUCUGAAGGGACACAAUCCUACGAUGUCGUCGUGAUCGGAGGUGGCCAUGCUGGAUCGGAGGCAUGUGCUGCUGCGGCCCGUUCAGGGGCGCGCACUGCUCUGGUGACGCCCUCGCUAUCGAAUAUCGGUGUUUGCUCGUGCAACCCCAGUUUUGGCGGAAUCGGCAAAGGCACCAUGAUCCGCGAAGUGGAUGCGAUGGACGGUGUUGCGGGGCGCAUAAUCGACAAAGCGGGGAUCAUGUUUCGAGUCUUGAACCGGUCUAAAGGUCCUGCUGUGUGGGGGCCCCGCGCGCAGAUCGAUCGUGAUCUGUAUAAGAAGUAUAUGACUGAGGAACUGGUCAAUACGCAGGGACUGAGCAUUGUGGAGGGCAAGGUUGCGGAUAUCGUGGUCUCUAAGGAAGGCGUUGAGAAUACACCUGGUGCUCAGGGCAAAAUUGUCGGUGUUCGCUUGGAGUCCGGCGAGGUUAUUCCUACAGGCCGUGUGGUUAUCACGACGGGAACAUUCCUAGGUGGUGAGAUCCACAUCGGACUCGAGACGUUCCCAUCAGGGCGGAUGGGCGAGGCUCCUACGUAUGGUUUGAGCAAAUCCCUUCGCGAUGCGGGCUUCCAGCUGGGACGGUUGAAGACCGGCACGCCUCCUCGAUUGGAUAUGAAGACGAUCGACUUUAAGCCUCUGGAAGUGCAGAAGGGUGAUUCGCCCCCAAUGCCGUUUUCCUACCUCAACAAGGAAGUCGAAGUCGGCGACGAGGGCCAGCUUAAUUGCUGGAUGACCCAUACCAAUGAGGCCUCGCACGAAAUCAUCCGGGCGAACUUGGACAAGUCGGUGCAUAUCCGGGAAACCGUCCGAGGGCCACGGUAUUGCCCAUCUCUGGAAUCGAAGAUCAUCCGGUUCAAAGACAAGGAGAGACACCAAAUCUGGCUGGAGCCAGAAGGUUUUGCGCCCAACGAAGUGGUCUACCCGAACGGUAUCUCGAUGACUGUUCCCCCAGAUGCACAGUACGCCAUGCUGCGGACUGUCCGUGGUCUCGAGAAUGUGACCAUGCUCCAGCCAGGCUACGGUGUGGAAUACGACUAUAUCGACCCGCGUAACCUCCGGGCCACGCUAGAAACGAAGUUGAUCAGCGGUCUCUAUCUGGCUGGCCAGAUCAACGGUACCACCGGCUAUGAAGAGGCAGCUGGACAGGGUAUCAUUGCAGGCAUGAAUGCCGGUCUGGAAUCGCAAAACUUGGCUCCGAUGACUCUUACUCGGUCUGACGGGUUCAUCGGUAUCAUGAUCGACGAUCUCAUCACCAAGGGUGUCUCCGAGCCAUACCGCAUGUUCACCACCCGAAGCGAGUAUCGCAUCUCCACUCGGUCAGACAACGCCGACCUCCGACUGACACGGAUGGCUCGCGAUGCGGGUGUCGUUAACGACAAUCGCUGGAGCCAUUUCUCCGACACCGAGGCACAGAUCCAAGAAUUGCAGACUCUGCUCGCCAACACCAAGCUUUCCUCAAACGCAUGGUCUCGCAAGGGUUUCAAAGUACGCGUCGACACCUCCGUCCGCUCUGCCCUCGAUAUUCUGUGUCUGGACGGCGCCGAUAUCGACACCCUCAUCCCGCACAUCGACUCCGCCCUUGGAUCUGCAUAUACUCCAGCAUCCUUCGCACCGGAAAUCCGAGCCCGCGUUGCCAUCGAGGGCCGCUACGCUCCGUACCUGAAGCGACAGGAGAAGAUGGCCCAGCGGUUCCAGCAAGACGAGAACCUGCUGUUACCGGCGGAUCUAGACUACAGCAAGAUCUUCGGCAUCAGCAACGAGGAGAAGCAGGCUCUUGAACGUGUGCGGCCUGCCAGUGUAGGCAUGGCCAGGCGAAUCGAGGGCGUGACGCCUACUGGUGCACUUCGACUGCUCAUGCAUGUACGAAAGGGCACCGGGUUCGCGAAGGAGGUGUCUGAGGAUGGUGAUGUGGCUGACGUGCUGCGCUCGUCGCCGUGA